CGAAAGGAGGCAUCUAUUCGUCUUUCGAAUAUAUCAUCCUCAAUCUCGAAUUCCUACACAGACAUCCUCCGUCCCGUCCACGUCCACUGUAUCUUACACGCACCAACUACAUCAUGUGUCGCUGGUUUGCAUACAUCUCGCCAACAGAGCCGUGCCUCCUGUCAGAUGUCUUGAUUACACCUGCAAACAGUAUCAGCAAGCAAUGCUCGGAGCACUACCUUCCUAAGCUGUUGCCACAUGGAGAUGAGAAAGAGCUUGAUCAGACCUCGGAUCAACUACUGCGGAUGCGCAACUCGCUGUUGAACAUGGACGGGCUCGGUGUUGCUUGGUACACAGAAGCGUCAUCAUCCUACGUUAAGCACAUCACCGGCCCUCGACCAGCACUCUACAAGUCUCAAAGCCCUGCAAUCAACGACUUCAACUUCAAGUCUCUAUGCGACAACACCGAGACCCACUGUGUCUUGGCCCACAUUCGCGCAAGUAGCGGCAGCGUCGUGACCCAGGUGAACUCCCAUCCCUUUGUUUUCGGCCGCCACGUCUUCAUGCACAAUGGCGUGAUCUCCAACUUUUCGGCUAUUCGGCGCGAUCUCACUGAUCUUCUCUCCUACGACGCAUAUUGUAACGUCUUCGGCUCCACAGACUCCGAGCACGCAGCGGCGCUCUACAUCACUAAUCUCACUAACCAUGGUGACAAGUCGACAUGGGAGAAGGCAUAUCCGCUGAAAGCCAUGUUCGCCGCCCUGUGCAAAACCGUCAUCCAGAUCCUACGACUGCAACACUCCAAGCUCGGCGACCAGAACACGCCCAACAGCCUCAACUUCUGCACGACAGACGGGACAAAGCUUCUUGCAAUUCGCUUUCGCAACCACGCCACCCAGCAGCCACCAAGCCUGUACUGGUCCGAGUUCGCCGGCCGCACGCUCAACACGAAGUAUCCAGGCCACCCGGACAGCAACAAUUUCGUGAAUGAGGAGGCGGUGCUGGACCAGGGCGAGAAAAUUGGGAAACACACGAUUGUUGCGAGCGAGCCGACGACGUAUGAUGAGCAGGAGUGGCAUUUGAUCAAAGCGAAUCAUGCUUUGUUGGUUGGGGAUGAUGGAGAGGAGAGGGAGGAGAGGAUUGAGUAUGACGGAGUGCUCAACGCGAAGGACCCGAAGUUUGACGCGAACCUAUAGGGAAAGAUAAGGAGGGGCAAGCGACACUUCUCUGUUAAAUCGCAGACCAGGCGUUGUCAACUAGCAUUAUUACGCCGUCUUCCUUCUCCGCCUCGUCCUAUACCGUAAGCACAAUUGCAAUGGUAACAUCUUCUGCG
Molecule: messenger RNA, 1312 nt
Organism: Didymella exigua CBS 183.55
Lineage: Eukaryota; Fungi; Ascomycota; Dothideomycetes; Pleosporales; Didymellaceae
Product: N-terminal nucleophile aminohydrolase
Exons: 2
Coding region: 114-1175 (353 amino acids)
Source: RefSeq, a predicted model, not a curated record